UUGAGUCAGGAGUGAAAGUAUUUCCCUUUUUAUUUUUCCAGAAAAACUUGUCUAUCUUUCUAGGACUUUCAAUUUAUCUAUCAUUUGAAGCUUAUAAUAUCUGCAAUUUUGACCAUUAUAAUUGUUGCAAAAAUAUUUGUAGGAAGUCGUAUUGGUAAUUGUUGUUGGAAGGAAGACGUGUGUUGUAGCAGUGAACCGAUUUUGAGAAGCAGUCAUUGUGUCAGAGAGUUGGUUAAUAGUUCUGUUGGAAGCUAUUUGCCAGCUGAGAUUGACGUUUUCUGUCAACCAGUGAGCGAAGAUAAUACCGUGUUCGCAACACGUAUGUCACUUAUCUGCGCUACUGGGAGGAUUGUAGUGAUAUUUAUCGUUGGAUAGCGUGUUGAUGGAAUAGUUUUGAACCUACUACAGCCCCUGCGCCCUAGCCCCCGUCAUGUCAGCAGGAUCAACUUUACAGAAGGCCAUUGACUUGGUCACUAAAGCAACAGAAGAAGACAAGAAUAAAAACUAUGAAGAAGCAUUGAAGUUAUAUGAACAUGGUGUAGAAUAUUUUCUCCAUGCUAUCAAAUAUGAAGCACAAGGUGAAAAGGCAAAAGAGAGUAUUCGUGCAAAAUGUCUACAAUACUUGGACAGAGCAGAAAAGCUGAAAGAAUAUCUUAAGAAGGGAAAGAAGAAACCUGUUAAAGCUGGUGAAUCAAAUUCCAAAAAUGACGAAAAGAAAAGUGACAGUGAUAGUGAUUCAGAUGAUCCUGAGAAGAAGAAAUUACAGAGCAAAUUGGAAGGUGCAAUUGUGGUAGAGAAACCUUGUGUUAAAUGGUCAGAUGUAGCUGGUCUUGAAGGAGCCAAAGAGUCUCUAAAAGAAGCAGUAAUACUUCCAAUAAGGUUUCCACAUUUAUUCACUGGAAAGAGAAUACCAUGGAAGGGAAUUCUUCUAUUUGGGCCACCAGGUACUGGUAAAUCAUAUUUAGCUAAAGCUGUAGCAACUGAAGCUGACAAUUCAACAUUUUUCUCCGUUUCUUCUUCGGACCUGGUGUCUAAGUGGCUGGGUGAAUCUGAAAGAUUGGUGAAGAAUCUGUUUGAGCUAGCUAGACAACGCAAACCAAGUAUAAUAUUUAUUGAUGAAGUGGAUUCAUUGUGCUCCUCACGUUCUGACAAUGAAUCAGAAUCAGCAAGGCGCAUAAAAACAGAAUUCCUCGUUCAGAUGCAAGGAGUGGGUAAUGAUAAUGAUGGAAUAUUGGUUCUGGGUGCCACAAAUAUUCCAUGGGUUUUGGAUUCUGCCAUCCGCAGAAGAUUUGAGAAGCGAAUAUAUAUUCCUCUUCCAGAAGAACAUGCUAGACUAACAAUCUUCAAACUACAUUUAGGAAAUACAUCACACACACUCACAGAGGAAGACUUCAAAGUACUCGCAAACAAAACUGAGGGAUAUUCUGGAGCAGACAUUAGUAUUGUAGUGCGAGAUGCACUCAUGCAGCCAGUUCGCAAGGUCCAGACUGCAACACAUUUUCAAAGAGUUCGAGGUCCAUCACCUAUUGAUCCUAAUGUAAUAGCAGAUGACCUACUAACUCCAUGUUCCCCAGGUUGUCCUGGCGCUAUAGAGAUGACAUGGAUGGAUGUUCCUGGUGACAAACUAUUUGAACCGCCCGUGACAAUGAAUGACAUGCUUCGAUCUUUAGCAACAUCCAAACCAACACUAAAUGAAGAGGAUAUGACAAAACUUGAGAAGUUUAAGGAAGAUUUUGGCCAGGAAGGUUAACUGCAGCUUUCAGUCUUCAUCUGGCUAUUUCAAGAAGUUUAUAUUUUAUGAAUCACGGUCUCCUUGAACUCUUAUUUUUUUGCAUGCUUGUAAAAAGCUGUUGCAAAGCAAGAGUGAAUUGUCUGUGUGUGAUAUUCUUGUACUGAACAAUGCAUAGUUACAGUAGAAUGGAAGGGCAAGGAGGCAGUGCCACCAAAACUGUAUACUGUUGAAUUUGAAACAUCACUUCGUGCGCAUGUGUGGAAAUUAUUUUGGUAAAUAAGAGCAUUUAGCAUGUGUAGAGCCGUAACGGGCGUGUUCUCCCUCUGAUUAAGGCAAGAGGGUUUCAGUCUGAAUGAAACUGGAACAUGACCAGAAGAGUUAGUUAAUAUUUGUUGCAUUUUACUUCUGCCUAAAAAUACUUAAAAUUCUAGAAAGGAUGUAAAGAGAUAAUGAUUUUGUGAGCUCGUGAAUUGCUUGUCUUCACCUAAAUGAUGAUAUUUUCUUCCUUUCCUGGGAGAGAAGAGGGAUCCACAAAACUGCAUCAAUGAUGAAUUUCAGGUUAGAGCAAACUUGCUAAAAUAAAUACAGAAAAUUUCAUGUGUUUAACUUCAGUUUCAUUUUUUUAUGUCCACUUCCUAAAAGUUAAUUUUUAUGGAUAUUUUAUACCUGUCUUUCAUUUAACCCUUUUAGGCAAUUUUUGUGUUAUAUUGUGAUGUACAUAACAAAGAUCUAAGUGUGAGCUGAAAUAUAGCAAACCAUGUUCUUUAGUGUGUGAAUGUUUUUACAUUUGUUUACAUGUAACUUCAAUGUUGUAUGACUCCAUUCACGUAAUAUAACCUUGUACAGUCAUAUGGCUAAUAGAUUCAGUAUAUAAAUUGCUUUAGGAGUGGGGUGUUGUACAUCUCCAUCUCAGCUUUAAUGUAAGUUUUUACUGCCCUUGUUAUUAGAGCAGAAUUCACUCUUACAUGUUGCCAGGAAUCAAUAUUCCACAAGGGUGAUAAUUUUUGUUGUUUAGUUGUUUUACAGUGAUAUUGCUGACAAGGAAAGAGCAGUGUGUAAAACCACAGGAAUGACAGUAAAUAAAUUUUUAUGCAUGUCA
This is a messenger RNA of Schistocerca americana (American grasshopper), 2831 nucleotides long. It is a transcript of the gene Vps4, whose product is annotated as vacuolar protein sorting-associated protein 4. Lineage: Eukaryota; Metazoa; Arthropoda; Insecta; Orthoptera; Acrididae. Gene Ontology annotation, biological process: vacuole organization; endosomal transport. The record is from RefSeq and is a predicted model, not a curated record. The coding region runs from base 431 to 1750 and encodes 439 amino acids. Gene Ontology annotation, molecular function: ATP hydrolysis activity; ATP binding. The transcript has 9 exons.